Molecule: messenger RNA, 965 nt
Organism: Pseudoliparis swirei
Lineage: Eukaryota; Metazoa; Chordata; Actinopteri; Perciformes; Liparidae
Product: F-box only protein 48
Exons: 3
Coding region: 89-550 (153 amino acids)
Biological process (GO): SCF-dependent proteasomal ubiquitin-dependent protein catabolic process
Cellular component (GO): SCF ubiquitin ligase complex
Molecular function (GO): protein binding
Source: RefSeq, a predicted model, not a curated record
ACCUUUAAACGGGUCCGCUGUCAGAGAGACGCGGAGCGACCGUGUCCGCCGCCGGCCGUCUCCGACUGUCCGCCUCCCGAGCUCCAUCAUGCAGCGCGGCCCCACGCCGAGGACUUCGCCCGUGUUCGUCGUCUCCAAGAGAAGAGCCUCCCUGAUGACCGACGGCCCCGCCCCCGAAAACUUCGCCGAGACGCUGCCGCCGGAAAUGAGCGCGAGGAUCUUCGGCGAGCUGGACGCCGGGAGUCUGUGCAGCGCCUCGCGCACCUGCAGGCUGUGGCGCCGCAUCAUCGAGGAGAGCGACCAGGUGUGGAGGAGGCCGUGUCUGCGGGUCGCGGCCACCUGUCGGAGGGAAGUGGACGGCGACAGGAGAGACGGCCUGUCCUGGAAGGUCACGCUGGUGAAGAACUACAGCCGCAGCCGUCUGAAGAGGGACUGGCUGAGAGGCCGCUACAGUCACGUGACAUCAGCGGGGGAGCUGAUUGGCUGGAAGAUGGUGCCGCUGGACGCCGAGACCUGGGGGGAGAUCCUGCAGGCCGAGCUGGACCGAUGACGUCACACUUAGGGUUUUAUUCGAAGCACCUCUGGCACUUUUGAGUGCCUUAUUAAAGCAACACUAUGUAACUUUUGGCACCUUAAAAUAACAGCUUGAAAAAAAUGGUGCCGCUACAAUGACUUUUAAUAUGACGAUUUGCGUCUCCGCUAUUGCCAUCGGGGGUCUGUGGGGAAAUAACUCCGCUAUGUAAGAUUCUGGAGCCGCCCGGUCCAUCCGGCGGAUGUACUCGACCUGCUUUCUGGCAGUGAUUACGCAAUGUCAUAUAGUGCCACUCCACGCUCGCAGCUCCAGUAUAAGGGGAGCUUUUUUAUGUAGCUUUUUGGUGUUGUCAACAAUCUUGUAUUCGAUCACACGUACUCCACAUUUGCAGUCCCCCAAAACAAAAGUAAAUGACUGCACGCGCACAUCCCCC